AUGUCGCCAGAAUAUUCACAGGUUCUUAACUCCAGCGUGCAAAUGAGUAACCCCACUAUAAUCCCACAUUUGUAUAACAUUAACGACCCAGAGCAAAAUAAAAGCUCCUCCCCUUUUUCGAAAAGUUCCAGCAUUCCUACUCCUGCCCACCUUUUUCCUUCUCUGUCGUCUCCCAUCAAUUUCUGCCACAAAAACCUUAAUGCUUGCUUUGCAAACCCACCUUCAUUAUUCCCACUCAUGCUGCUCUACUACUACUUGUUCAUUUCUCUCACUCUUUUCGUCACUCAUGGCUCCUCCAAGCCAGAGAUUCAUAUUGGCUACAACCUCACUUUGGCAGUGCCUGUUGAAUACACCAUGGGAUUCAUUGGCAGAGCUUUUCUCAUGGAUACCAAUCCAACCAUACCCAGUUUCAGAGCUGCGUUGAGUGUUGAAGCUUAUAAUGGGAAGUACUCAUGCUCCUUUCAGGUCUUUCUUGGAAAUGUCAAGGUGUGGAGUUCUGGCCACUACUCGAAGUUUUAUACAUCGAAUGUAUGUGUACUUGAACUCACCAAUGAUGGAGAUUUAAGGCUGAAGGGUCCAAAAGACAGGGUGGGAUGGAGAACUGGGACUUCUGGACAAGGUGUGGAGAGGUUACAGUUAUUGAGGACAGGGAAUCUAGUACUAGUUGAUGGCUUGGAUCGGAUCAAAUGGCAGAGUUUUAAUUUUCCUACUGAUGUGAUGCUUUGGGGUCAAAGACUUAGUGUAGCGUCACGCUUGACUUCGUUUCCAAGCAAUUCAAGUUCAUACUACUCGAUGGAAAUUGAGCACAGCAAGAUUGCUCUCUACUUGAAUACCGGUAAGAAAAACUAUUCGUAUUGGGAAUUUAAGCCUUCCAAGAACAGAAAUAUUGCUUUCAUUCAAUUGGGUCUAAAAGGAUUAGAGUUAUACAGUGAUAAAGGUAAGAAAAUCGCGCAGAUAAAUCCGUCCGAGGAAACAAUACAGCCCCUGCGGUUUUUGGCUUUGGGGAAUGAAACAGGAAAUUUGAGGUUUUAUUUUUACUCACCCAGCUUGGCAAAAUUUGAUGCCUCUUUUCAAGCACUCAACACAACAUGUGAUCUUCCAUUGGCUUGUAAGCCUUAUGGCAUUUGUACUGCGUCAAGUGCUUGUUCAUGCAUUCAAGUUUUGACAACGAAAAAUGAGACUAGUACUGGUACUUCUGGUUGCAUUGAAGGAAUUUCAUCAGAUGGGUUUUGUGGAAGAGGCAAGGCAGAAAUGCUUGAAUUGGAGAGUGUCACUAGUGUGUUAAGGGGGGAUUCUAAGAUAGUUAAUGUGAGCAAAGAAGAAUGUGGUAAUUUGUGCUUGGAAGAUUGUAAAUGUGCAUCUGCAUUACAUAACUCUGAAGAAUGCUUUCUGUAUGGAAUGGUGAUUGGGGUUAAACAGGUUGAAAGGGGAAGGCAGUUGAGUUACAUGGUUAAGGUUCCAAAGGGAUUCAGUCAUGGGGGUCAUGGAAAGUCCAAUGUGAAAAAAUGGGUGUUGAUCUUGGUAGGAGUUGUUGAUGGUGUGAUUGUUCUUGCUCUCUUUGGAGGUCUUGGCUACUACUUGAUAAGAAAACGAAGAAGACACUCAUUGCCUAAUGGCCAUAACAAUUGA
Messenger RNA from Fragaria vesca subsp. vesca, 1629 nucleotides. Its product is annotated as PAN domain-containing protein At5g03700-like. The record is from RefSeq and is a predicted model, not a curated record. Bases 1 to 1629 code for a protein of 542 amino acids. The transcript has 2 exons. Lineage: Eukaryota; Viridiplantae; Streptophyta; Magnoliopsida; Rosales; Rosaceae.